Esox lucius (northern pike) is the source of this 1532-nucleotide messenger RNA. RefSeq names its product SPO11 initiator of meiotic double stranded breaks. Gene Ontology annotation, cellular component: nuclear chromosome. Lineage: Eukaryota; Metazoa; Chordata; Actinopteri; Esociformes; Esocidae. Gene Ontology annotation, biological process: reciprocal meiotic recombination; meiotic DNA double-strand break processing; meiotic DNA double-strand break formation. The coding region runs from base 1 to 1161 and encodes 386 amino acids. The transcript is spliced from 13 exons. Gene Ontology annotation, molecular function: DNA topoisomerase type II (double strand cut, ATP-hydrolyzing) activity; DNA binding; ATP binding. The record is from RefSeq and is a predicted model, not a curated record.
AUGUCCGAACAGUUUAUCGAAAUUGACAAGCUCCGGGUCGAGUUGUUAAAAAAUGUAGAUAGGAAGAUUCACACCCAACACAACCAUGACGAAGUCAGCAGCCAGGAGGUUUUAAUUCGUAUUGAGAAGGUGAUUCUAAAGAUAGUCACCAGUCUUUCGAAACAUGAAGCUCCAGUUUUGGUUCUACCCAACCGAUCCAGCUGGUCCAAUGUAAGUUUUGACAAGUCUGUUGGCCUUCAAAUGACUUUGGGAUGUUCUGUCACCAUGGUACGGAGCGACUGUUCCUCAACUGUCACUAAAUUUGGGCAAAUUCUCAAGAUUCUAUCUUCCAUCUACAAACUUGUGCAGAGCAACGCAUACGCUACAAAAAGGGACAUAUAUUACAACAACACGCAGCUUUUUGGCUCACAGAGGACUGUUGAUUCUAUUGUGGAUGACAUCUCCUGCAUGCUUAAGGUUCCACGGAGAAGACUACAUGUGCUGGCCACAUCCAAGGGCUUCAUCUCAGGUGAUCUGUGCUACCUGGAGGAGGAUGGCACCAGGGUGAACUGUCACUCCAGCUCCAGCGCUACUCCAGUCUCUUCUAAUGUCGUUGGAAUUACAAACAUUGUGUCAUCUGCAAAGUUUGUUUUGAUAGUGGAGAAGGACGCCACCUUCCAGAGGCUGCUAGACGAUGACAUUUGCAGCAAGCUAUCUCCCUGCAUCAUGAUCACAGGUAAAGGUGUCCCAGAUGUGAACAGCAGGCUGAUGGUGAGAAAGCUUUGGGAUACCCUCCACGUCCCCGUCUUCGCUCUAGUGGACGCUGACCCUCACGGCGUUGAGAUCAUGUCCAUCUAUAAGUACGGAUCAGUGGCCAUGUCGUUUGAGGCCCACAAUCUGACUGUCCCCAGCGUAAUGUGGCUGGGCCUCCUCCCCUCUGACCUCCAGAGAUUGAGAGUACCUGAGGAAUCUCUGAUUCCCCUCACUCAGAGAGACAAGAGUAAACUGACCAGCCUGCUGAAGAGACCCUACCUAGCCUGCCAGCCCAUCUGGUACAAAGAGAUAGAAAUCAUGCAACAGAGCGAGAUGAAAGCUGAAAUCCAGUCCCUGGCAUCCAUAGCUCCCGAUUUCCUCAGCCGUGUCUACCUGCCCAACAAGCUGCGAUACGGGGGCUGGAUAUGAUCACAGACUGCCCCACUGUGGUGGGGUGUGGGAAUUUAUUUCAUGUUUAUAUGGAUGCCGUACCGUUCCAGUGGAUUUAUUUGACUCACAGAGACAUGGGGAAAGAUUGCACAUGAAAUCUUCAUAUUAUUUAAUAUUUUUGAUUUAUUUAAAGAAUCAGUCUGGUCCAUAUGACAAAAUGUACCAAUUGACUGUGUCCAUGAUAGUAAUGUGUCACCAUAUGAUAAUGAUGAUACAGAAUGUACUGUCUGAAGUUUCAUUGGUCUCCUAGCAGUACUGCUUAGUUAUGUGGUAUGCAAUGCAGAUAUACUUUCUAUAGUAUCCUCAAACAAAUACUGAUAAUGUGCAUUCAGAUACUGUGGAAUACAGAC